AUGGCAGGACUUGCGCUCGCCAUUGAGGCUGCCCAUGCCCACAAACUGAUUUCUCUCAUAAUCUUCGCGCUCAUAGCGCUGGGAUAUGUCAUCACUUAUCGUGUAUUCUUCCACCCUCUAUCUCGCUAUCCCGGCCCAUUCCUUGGGAAAUUUACAGAUUUCUAUUCUUUCUAUGGCGUCUACAAACAAAGCCGCACCAAGCUACAGUACGAAUUUCUACAGAAGUACGGGAGUCCAGUACGGGUGUCAACCAAUGAGCUGGUCUUUUCUGAUGUAAAGACCGUCAGUGAGAUUUAUGGUCAGAGUUCGACUAUACCAGAGAAGGAGAGAACAAUCUCCGAGGCUUUGAGUGCUACUGGAGAAGGGAGCCUUCUGAACACUGUGGAUAGAGUCCAGCAUGGCCGGAUACGCCGCCUUUUGUCUCAUGGAUUCUCACUACGAAGCCUCUUGGACUCAGAGCGUAUCAUUGCUGAAAAAAUUGAGCUUUAUGUCGAACUUGCGUUCAGACGCGGGGCUGGCGAGUCGGCAGCACCGCGGGACAUUUACAUAAAAACACAUGAGUUGUUUUUGGAUAUUAUCAGCCAACUAAGCUUUGAUCAAUCCUUCAACUGUCUCAGUGAUGCGAAGUCGACUGCUCUGCGGGAUGUUGACUCAUUUGGAAGGGUGGUACCGCCUCAGGCGUUCUUCCCUGGUUUUCGAUAUUUGCCUUUUGCAAGUAUUCGCGAAGGAUUUCGAGGCGUUUACCGACUCGAAGCUUUUGCAAGGGAUUGUGUGACCAGACAGAUGCAAAAUUCCAAGACCAGCCCAGACUCUGACUCAAUUCUGACCAACAUGUUCAAUGCCCAGGACGCGGAAUCGGGCUCUAAGCUUACUAUGGGGGAGAUUAUCGAGAACACUAUCAUCUUCCUAGUAGCAGGAACGAGCACAACAGCGGUGACUUUGUUAUAUUUGAUAUGGGAGUGUGGUCGCAGGCCUGAGAUUAUGAGGCGACUGACGGAGGAGAUCAGAGCGGCCUUCCCGAAUCCCGAUGAAUUGCCUACCUACGCAGAAGCAUCUAAACUGAAAUAUCUAUCUAACGUGGUUGACGAAACGCUACGAUUGUGGGGACCUCUCAAUACCGGGAUCCCUCGGAUCUCAACAGGCCGCAUGAUCGCAGGCGAGUACUUUCCAGCUGGCGUCGGCAUCUCCAACAAUCCUUACGCAACAGCGAGAGAUCCAGACGCCUUCCCAAACCCAGAAGAAUAUGAACCUGACAGAUGGAACAAUGCAUCAACGGAAAUGAGAUUAAUGUCAAGGCCAUUUAGUAUUGGACCAAGAAAUUGCAUUGGGCGGCAUCUAGCGCUUAUUGGACUAUAUGUGACUGUUACGAGGAUAUUCCAGCUGUUUGACGUUACCACAGACCCAAGCAUGACUGAAGAGAAAAUGAGGCAGAAAGAUCAGGGCGUGUUCUCACCAUGGGAUGAGACUUUGCUCGUUAGGGUGAAGCUGGCAAAUGUCUGA
Exophiala aquamarina CBS 119918 is the source of this 1500-nucleotide messenger RNA. RefSeq lists its product as uncharacterized. The record is from RefSeq and is a predicted model, not a curated record. The coding region runs from base 1 to 1500 and encodes 499 amino acids. Gene Ontology annotation, molecular function: oxidoreductase activity, acting on paired donors, with incorporation or reduction of molecular oxygen; heme binding; iron ion binding. The transcript has 2 exons. NCBI's taxonomy places the organism in Eukaryota, Fungi, Ascomycota, Eurotiomycetes, Chaetothyriales, Herpotrichiellaceae.